Messenger RNA from Myotis davidii, 2102 nucleotides. It is a transcript of the gene SAMD11, whose product is annotated as sterile alpha motif domain containing 11. The record is from RefSeq and is a predicted model, not a curated record. NCBI's taxonomy places the organism in Eukaryota, Metazoa, Chordata, Mammalia, Chiroptera, Vespertilionidae. Gene Ontology annotation, molecular function: protein binding. The transcript has 12 exons. The coding region runs from base 185 to 1894 and encodes 569 amino acids.
GGAGUGCGGCGCCAACCGCGCUCUGCUCUACGUGCGCAAACUCUGCCAGGGCAGCAAGGGCCCAUCCAUCCGCCACCGCGGCGAGUGGCUCACCCCCAACGAAUUCCAGUUCGUCAGCGGCCGCGAGACGGCCAAGGACUGGAAGCGCAGCAUCCGCCACAAAGGGAAGAGUCUGAAGACACUGAUGUCCAAGGGGAUUCUGCAGGUGCACCCCCCAAUCUGCGACUGUCCGGGCUGUCGGAUCUCCUCCCCGGUGAACCGGGGGCGAUUGGCAGACAAGAGGACAGUCGCUCUGCCUCCUGCCCGGGUCUUGAAGAAAGAACUGACCUCCAGCUUCAUAGCCAGUGAUGGCGACAGCGACGGGAGCGGGCCAGCCUGCGGGCAGCGGCCUGGCUUGAAGCAGGAGGACGACACACACAUCCGGAUCAUGAAGAGAAGGGUCCACACCCACUGGGAUGUGAACAUCUCCUUCCGAGAGACGUCCUGCAGCCAGGAGAGCGACCUUCCCACUCUCCUAUCCAGCCUGCAUCGCGGCGGCCGCCUCGUUAUGCCUGAGCGUCAGAGCCGCUGUGACUUCCAGAGCAGCAGCGUGGAGAUAGGCCUGGGUGGUCCAGGCGACCUGUUGGGCAAGAGGCUAGGCCGCUCCCCCCACAUCGGCACUGACUGCCCUUCGGAGAAGAAGGCUCGAAGCAAGUCCCCCCAAGAGACUCUGCUGCUGUCAGAGCUGGGGCCCAGCAUGGCCCCCGAGGAUCACUACCGCCGGCUCAUGUCCGCACUGAGUGAGGCCGGCACCUUCGAGGACCCGCAGCGUCUCUACCACCUGGGCCUCCCCAGCCAUGGUGAGUGCCCCUUACCAAGUGUCCACCUACCUGUGCUGGACCUCCUGAGGGUCCGGCAGGAGGUGGCAGCAGCAGCAGCAGCUGUGAGGAGCCCCAGUGGCCUGGAAGUCCACCUGCCCACGUCCACAGGUCAACGUCGGAAGCAGGGCCUGGCCCAGCACCGAGAGGGCAGUGCUCCAGCCGGCACCCCAUCCUUCUCCGAGAGGUACUGGGUGUCUGUCUCAGAGGCCCCCAUAUUCACUGUGCUUGUUGCCGGGGUGGAGACUCGUCACCUGGUUUGUGCAGGUCAGGGCAGCAGCCUGCACCUUCCUACUUGUCAGCCACCCGUCAGCCCGGCCUCAGCCCGGCCCAGUGAGCCCAAGACCACCUGGGCUGAGCUCUGGGUACAGGAUGGCUCUGAGGAUGAGCCCCCCAAGGACUCAGACGGAGAGGACCCCGAAAUGCUGGCUUUUGGGGGCCAGGGCCUCACCCCAGGUGGAGGGGCCAGCUCUGAGCGGAAGGGACUUCUCUCAGGGUCCCUGCCCCCCUCUCUGCCCUUGAGCGUGCCCUGCGUCAGCCCCUACUUCCACACAGGCGCCAUGGGGGGACUCUUCAGUGAUGGGGAGGAGGCCACCGCCCCCGAGGACAUCAGCAAGUGGACAGUGGACGAUGUCUGCAGCUUUGUGGGGGGCCUGUCGGGCUGUGGAGAAUACACACGGGUCUUCAGAGAACAGGGGAUAGAUGGGGAGACGCUGCCCCUGCUGACGGAGGAGCACCUCCUGACCACUAUGGGGCUAAAGCUGGGGCCUGCUCUCAAGAUCCGGGCGCAGGUGGCCAAGCGCCUGGGCCGAGUCUUCUACGUGGCCAGCUUUCCGGUGGCAUUGCCACUGCAGCCACCAGCACUGCGGGCCCCCGAGCGGGCACUCACCUCAGGGGAGCAGCCCCCGUCCCCAGCAACGGCCCCCUCGCCCUUUGGGGGGGGACAUCCCACUGCUGGCCAAGCCUCACCCAAGCAAGAGAACGGGACCGUGGCUCUGCUCCCAGGGCCUUCAGACCCCUCCCAGCCUCUGUGCUGAGUUGUGGAGCCCACCCUUCAGUGCCAGCCACUGCGACGCAAAGGCCCCUCCCCACAGCUGCUUUUCCUCUGGUUUGGGAGCAAAAACACAAAGAACUUCUAAAAAGAAAACAUGUGACGAGAGGAAAGGAAUGUGUUUUAAAAAACUUCUGGGGGUGACGCAGAGCCUGGCGCACACGCCUGGGAUCCAGCCCGGUGCUGCAGACAAA